GCGGGGGCGGCGCGCUCGGUCCACGCGUCCGGGGCCCCGCGGGGCCGGGCCCGGAGUCGGCAUGAAUCGCUGCUGGGCGCUCUUCCUGUCUCUCUGCUGCUACCUGCGUCUGGUCAGCGCCGAGGGGGACCCCAUUCCCGAGGAGCUCUACGAGAUGCUGAGUGACCACUCGAUCCGCUCCUUUGAUGACCUCCAGCGCCUGCUGCACGGAGCCUCCGUAGAUGAAGACGGGGCCGAGUUGGACCUGAAUUUGACCCGAUCCCAUUCUGGAGGCGAGCUGGAGAGCUUAUCCCGAGGGAGAAGGAGCCUAGGUUCGCCGACGGUCGCCGAGCCGGCCAUGAUCGCCGAGUGCAAGACGCGCACUGAGGUGUUCGAGAUCUCGCGGCGCCUCAUCGACCACACCAACGCCAACUUCCUGGUGUGGCCGCCGUGCGUGGAGGUGCAGCGCUGCUCCGGCUGCUGUAACAACCGCAACGUGCAGUGCCGCCCCACCCGGGUGCAGCUGCGGCCCGUCCAGGUGAGAAAAAUCGAGAUUGUACGGAAGAAGCCAACCUUUAAGAAGGCCACAGUGACCCUGGAGGACCACCUGGCGUGCAAGUGUGAGACAGUGGUGGCUACUCGACCCGUGACCCGAGGCCCAGGGAGUAGCCAAGAGCAGCGAGCAGCCAGGACACCCCAAACUCGGGUGACCAUUCGGACAGUGCGAGUCCGCCGGCCCCCCAAGGGGAAGCACCGGAAGUUCAAGCACACGCAUGACAAGAAGGCACUGAAGGAGACCCUCGGAGCCUAGGGGCACCUGCAGGAGAGUGUGGGCAGGGUUAUUUAAUAUGGUAUUUGCUGUAUCGCCCCCAUGGGGUCCUUGGAGUGAUAAUAUUGUUCCCCUCGUCCGUCUGUCUCGAUGCCUGAUUCGGACGGCCAAUGGUGCUUACCCCUUCCGCGCGUCCGUCCACCCACCAGCGGGUCCCCUCAUUGGCCUCCAGCACCUUGCCCGGAAGCUCGAGAAGGAAACGGAGGACCUGAACUCCACUGCUGUCUUCCUCCGCCGACCCCGAGAGUCUGGGAUAGAAGCGCAAGAGAGACCGGUGGGCCUGCUCUUCCCCGGCUCCCGGCCAGGGUCACACCUGAGCGCUGUGGACUGGCCCAAAGCCUUGCACAAGGCUCUGAGGCCUCUAGGCCUGGGUGGCCUGCCUGGUUCCAGGACCCCUGGCCAGCUCUGAAGGGAACCACCCCAGGCAGGCCAGGGUACCUCGUACUCCUGUGGCUGAGACCACGCAGGGAAGCACAGACUCGAGAAAAGCCCUCCCACGGCACCCAGGCCCAGUCACUUCUCCCUGGUCACCUCUGCUUACAGCGGCUUCCUUUUGUUUUAUGCAUACGAGAUCUCUGACGGUAUGGACUCCUCUGGGUGGGCGUGGCCCAAGCACCAGGCAGCCAAGUGCCCCCUCAGAUGGGUUAGAGAUGAAGUUUGCUCUGGAGUCGACGUGGCUGGUGACCUGGGCAUUCACUGCCUCCUUCCACUCCCCCCACCUUCACUUCCUCUGUUUUAUCUCUCUACCUCUACCCUGUAUCUUCCUCUUGUCCUGGCCCUCAGUCUGCUCCACCAAGGGACUCUUGGACCCCAUGCUUCUGCUCCGUUAGGCUGAAGACCAGGGGUCAGGGCAGCAGGGGGCCUGCCCAUCAUGUCCCAGCCCAGCCAAGACUGCCAAGUAGGUUUGUGCAGGGUGUGCACUGCACAAGGGCACUUCCUGCAGGGAUCAUUGUUCACACCGUAGAACGUGGCCAAUUUGUAUAUUUAUUAGGACAGUUUUCUGGCAGAUGGAGAUAAAAAUGUCUGGAGAAAGGGAUCCUUUUCCUAACUGACACGAAGGCUCCACGUGGACUGGCUGUGUCCCGACCUGGCCAAUGGCUUGGAGUGCUUGGACAGGAGCGAGCCCGUGUUGGGUGGGGAGGCAACACUGUUGUCCAUCUGGCCUCCGUUUUCCUGAGUCCUCAGCUCAAGCAGUUCCCCUUUCCAGGCGGGUGUGAAAAACCCAAGAGAAAGUCUCCAAAGGGAGGGGGCAGUCCUUGCUCGCCCCCUGCACACUCCCCCCGUAUUAGAUUCUUUUGAGUUCCACUUCUGGUGGCUCCUCCUAGGAAACCAGCUCAUGGGCUGGGAGUGGGGGAGAAAAGGGAAAAUAUGCCCAGGGCUCCCUGGGGUGGGGUCUGAGCUCCCACCU
Molecule: messenger RNA, 2216 nt
Organism: Callorhinus ursinus (northern fur seal)
Lineage: Eukaryota; Metazoa; Chordata; Mammalia; Carnivora; Otariidae
Gene: PDGFB
Product: platelet derived growth factor subunit B
Biological process (GO): positive regulation of cell population proliferation; positive regulation of phosphatidylinositol 3-kinase/protein kinase B signal transduction; positive regulation of MAP kinase activity
Cellular component (GO): membrane
Molecular function (GO): platelet-derived growth factor receptor binding; growth factor activity
Source: RefSeq, a predicted model, not a curated record